This is a messenger RNA of Achroia grisella, 1039 nucleotides long. RefSeq names its product iron-sulfur cluster co-chaperone protein HscB (gene Hsc20). The transcript has 3 exons. Gene Ontology annotation, biological process: [2Fe-2S] cluster assembly; protein complex oligomerization. Lineage: Eukaryota; Metazoa; Arthropoda; Insecta; Lepidoptera; Pyralidae. The record is from RefSeq and is a predicted model, not a curated record. Bases 262 to 924 code for a protein of 220 amino acids. Gene Ontology annotation, molecular function: ATPase activator activity; protein-folding chaperone binding. Gene Ontology annotation, cellular component: mitochondrion.
UCACCUUGUAAUUUGACCUUAUCAGCUGAUUUUAUUAUAGAUAUUUUUUAUACCGUAUUUUAUAUAAAUCUAGUAACAAUAACACAGUAACUUAUGUUAUUCGUCUUAGGCAUUAAUAAUUAUUCUCUUUCUGAAACGAACAAAAUUGGUACGAAGUCCUGGUUACGCAUUUAAUUUAAAAUUAAACUUCUUAAAUAGAAAACUUAUUUUAAAUGUGGAAAACCAUCUAAACUACUUAAUACCGUUUAAGAAAAAUAAAACAUGAGUUUAAGUUUUUUCACAAAUAGUUAUAAAUUUAAAUUUACUGUAUUUCAACAAAUUCGGCAAGUUUCUUGUUGGUCCUGCGGGAAAGAUGUUAAGACUUUGAUCUCUAAUUUGUUUUGUUCAAACUGCCAAGUUCUACAAGAACCAGAUGUAAAUAGCAACUAUUUCAAUGUAAUGGGAGUGAAAGAAACUUACGACCUGGAUGAAAACGAAUUAGCAAAGAAAUAUAAAGAUCUUCAAAAGUACUUACAUCCAGAUAAAUUUGCUAACAAAAAUAAACAAGAACUAGAAGUAUCUGAAAAAUAUUCAUCUUUAGUGAAUGAAGCAUACAAAACACUUUUGGAACCAAUGUCAAGAGGUAUAUAUAUGUUACGUUUAAGAGGCAAGGAAAUUCCUGAAAAUACAGAGGUUGAUCAAGGGUUCCUUAUGAAGAUCAUGGAGAAGAAUGAGGAAGUUGAAAGUGCAGAAACAGAAGCUGAAAUUAUGAAACUUAAUGAGGAAAUUAAAGCUAUGAUCAAAACUUUACAAAAACAAGUGUCUACUGCAUUUUUUGAUGGUGAUCUGAAGAAAGUUAUUAAAUUAUUGAGUAUAAUGAAAUAUUAUGCUAGCAUAGACAAUCAAAUACAAAGUGCAAUUAGAAAUAAAGGAAUAAUACGAUAAUUCUUAUGUCUUCAUAUAAUAAUACAUUAGUUAACAUGAAUCUGAAAGUUAUUAAAAUUUACAAUGACAUAUUUUUACAAUAAAAAAUUAUAGUCAUUUUUUUAGUCUGUAUGAA